Messenger RNA from Stylonychia lemnae, 615 nucleotides. Lineage: Eukaryota; Ciliophora; Spirotrichea; Sporadotrichida; Oxytrichidae. The record is from the annotation of a GenBank genome assembly.
AUGAUUAACCUUUAAUUUGCAGCUAGUCUGAUUAAAAAUUCUCGAAAUCCCACGAUUCCAGCAUAAACUAAAGUUCUCAACAAAAAUGGCUAACUUCACAACAACAGUGACUAUAAUAUUCUGUCUGUGGAAGGUAACACAGAUAUUAAGAAUGCUCAUAGAAUCAACUAGAGACUUGCAAAUUUGACAAAUGAUUAUGACGACUAAGAAAUCCAAGAUUAUCUGAGUAAGGAAAUAAACAAGGGCAGUAGCAGUAAUGCAAACAGUCAGUAACAGCAAUAACUCAUUGGGAAUUAGAGUAAACCCCCCAUGUCAAGUCAGUAUCAAUCCUCGUAACUCAGAGGAUCUAACCUUAGUCGGUAGAACCCUCAAAGGGGCAGACAAACUUAGAUGACUGUGUUUCCAAUGUACGGAUUAUGGGAUGGCAAGUCCACAUUCAAGUCCACAAAUCAGGUAAACAACUCCUAUGUUGCCAAUGAAAGAGCUUCCCUCUCUACAAGCAAUAGCGAAGAGCUCAAUGUCGACAGAAGCAACUUCAGAAAGGUUUACUUUGAAAAGACCUAUAUGGAGGAGCUACUCAAAAUGAAAAACAUGAUGGGCAAAGUCAAGAAAUGA